This is a messenger RNA of Effrenium voratum, 2661 nucleotides long. The record is from the annotation of a GenBank genome assembly. Lineage: Eukaryota; Dinophyceae; Suessiales; Symbiodiniaceae.
AUGGCGCUGGCCGACGAGCAGCAGAACUGGCCUGAUAGCCAGCCUCCUGAGAUGGAAGCCGCCGACUCUCCCACCGACGUCGAGUUGGACGGCGAAGAGGUCUCAGGCGCCGAGCCCGAGCCUGCUGCUGUCAAGAAGGCGAGCCGCAACGCAUACUACAAGAUGCGCCGCUUUGCGACCAGCCCGAGAAUCACGCAGUUCCCCCACAUCGCCAAAAUCUGGCGCGCCGGCAGUGAAGACCAGAAGAAGGACCUUCUGAGCCAAUGGGUCACCACCAACGGCAAUGCUUCCAGCAUUGAGGCCACGUUGAACCUUCGCUCCAGCAUGUCUCACAAGCUGGACGAGGUGGAGGAGUUGCUGACAAUCAAGCAGAUGAAACAGCGAGAUGUGUCGCAGCGCCUUAGCUCUUGUUGGUUUGUGAGUAUUGUUUGCAUCAUGCGUUUGCCACCAAGGCAGAAAAUUGAUGCCACCGUGGCAUCCCAGCCGGGCGUCCCAGAUCCUGCCUGUCCCGCUAGCAAAGAUGACGUCCGGUACUGGAUCACCAUGAGUGUGAAGCGGGCAAAAGCUCAGUCCACUGAGCUUGAGUCCACUAUCAGCGGCCGGGUCGAUCCACAGGCGGCCUUUCAAGCGAUGAAUGGGAGCGGGCUUCUCUCUGCUCUUGGAGCCACGCGGAUUGCUAGCAGUAGUGGCCCCUCCGUGGCGGAUAUGAUCCCCGGGGGCGCCAUGGCCAUGCAGCAGUUCGCAGCAAGCGUAAGCCCUGCAGCAUCGCUGCCAGAGCCGCCGGCUACACAAGGCCUCUUGCCAGAUGUAAGUACACCAGCGCCGAAAGCAAAGCCUGUUCCCAAGAAGAAGGCCAAAGCGCAGCCAGGAGAUAAAGCUGAGCUCGGGCCGAUGGGUCUCCGCGUUGAGGGGCUGACGCUUGCCAAGCGUAUGGACAAGUUGCGCCAGAUUGCCACCUGGCAAAAGAUGGAGCAGUGGAACGACGGCAUCCAGGGGGUCGCCGACGAGGUUGCGGCCGUGCGUGUGAAGAAAGCCCAAGUCAAGGCCACCAUGCAAGAGCUCAAGAAGCCGCUGCCUGAGAAGCGCGCAUGCGCGCAGUUCGAUAUGUUCUGCACGGCGCGGGCCUUAAGGCAGUCCGCCCUGAAGGAAGCGCGGGCUCACCAGAAGCUCAGAGCAGCCGACCUGACCUUCGACGCCCUGGUGACGUACUGCACAUUGCCCGUGCAAGACGAGCAGGGCAUGCAGGUAGAAACGCAGUGGCCCUUCCUCCUACCGCACACCAUGGCCGGAGCCCUGGUUCGCCACGGCUACCGUGAUGUGCUCGGCACUUGCAGCGCUGAGUAUUGGCAAAUGCAAGCCGCGCAUGGUAUCACUGCGCCCGGCCCUGACAGCAUUCCCCUUUUGCUGUUCGGCGACGAGGCCGAGUGGAACAGCUGCACGUAUAUGGCUCUGCAUUGGAUGGCGGACUGCGCCGAUGUUCGUGUGCAACAAGAUUCUCGAAUGUCGCGAUACUUGAUUUGCGUCAUUCCAUCACAUGUUCACUGCCACGAGGAGGAUUCCAACAUCAACUACACAUUGCAGGCUGCGUUGCAGCACAUCGCGCAGAGCUUCGACUGCCUUCGAGCUGAAUGCAGCGUGCGGGCGCAGCUGGCUGGCAUAAAAGGCGACUGGAAAUUUUUGUGCCAGGCCUUAAAUUCUUGCCGCACAUACAAUCACAACUCUUGCUGCCUCUGGUGCGACGCGACGCGCGAUGGCGCAUUUCCAUAUACCGAUGUCGCUGAAACAGCGAGCUGGCGCAGCACAUUGUAUCUCAGCGAUCCAUGGGUGACCCCGCCAGCUCUUGCUACCUUGGGGGGCAUAUCGUCAAUCCUGCGCAUCGUGCACAUCGACUUGAUGCAUGCCAUCCAUCUGGGGGUGGGCCGAGAUUUAGUCGGGUCCGUGUUGUACCUCUUGGUUCAUGCGAGGCGUGGUGGAGCAUUUCGUGGAUCCAAUAUCAAAAAACGCUUUCGCCACGCCACGACUCUUUUCCUUUCUUCGCCGCACAGCAAAGGCUUCCCAAAGCACUUCUUGAUGCACAAGGACUGGGUUGGCAUGCGCAGCAAGAAGCAAUAUGUGGAGUGCCACUCCAAAGCCGCCCAGACAGGCUCGCUGAUUCAGUGGCUGGCAGACUUCCUUGGUGAGUGCACCGACGAGGUAGCCCCCCGCCCCUUGAAGGCAUGCGUGUGGUGCUUGAACGCCGCAAUGACUGUGCUCUUCAAAGCCAGGGCCGCUGGCCAACACACCCUCACCGAUGCUCAGGCGAGGCAGGCCCAUGAGUUUGGCUACACCUUCCUGAAGCUCUACCUCCAGCUUCAUGCCAGCUACCGCGGGAAACUGACCUAUAAGGUCUUCAACCCACGGCCAAAGUACCACCUCCUCUGCCACUUGUUUGACGAUCUUGUUCAGAACCGCCGCAACCCGGCCCGCAGUGUCAAUUUCAUGGACGAGGACUCCCUGCGAAAGACCGGCCACAUCAUCAAGAAAUGCCAUGCUAAGACUGCUGCGCUCACCGUGCUGCAACGCUACUUGGUGGGCUUGAAGCCCAAGAUGCAGGAAGCGUUUGAGAUCACCAAAAAUAAGGCCUGGCGGCACGAGCCACCAUCCAAACUUGAGCCAUCCUGA